Molecule: messenger RNA, 1088 nt
Organism: Momordica charantia (bitter melon)
Lineage: Eukaryota; Viridiplantae; Streptophyta; Magnoliopsida; Cucurbitales; Cucurbitaceae
Gene: CRC
Product: Plant-specific transcription factor YABBY family protein
Biological process (GO): floral meristem determinacy; style development; multicellular organism development
Cellular component (GO): nucleus
Source: RefSeq, a predicted model, not a curated record
UAAUCUCAAGCUUUAUUAUUUUUGUUUGUUUGUGUUGUGAAUUUUGGUUGAAGGGUUUGGCUGGUGGAGCUGAUGGGUCUGCAAAAAGUGCAGCGCAAGGUACGAUGCUGAGUAUGGUAACACUAGAUUUGCUUUUUGACUCUAUUCCCAAACACUUCUCUCCCAUCCCCCAUCCCCUUUGCCCUUUAUUAUCAUUCAUUCACCCUUCUCUUCUUCUUAAUAUCAUCAUUUCAAAAAACCCUAAAACCUAAAUAUCUGCUGCCCCCCAACUCUCAACUCUCAACACCUUCUUCAUCCCACAAAUUUAUUAUUAAUUAAAUGAGCUCCGAAGACUCCAAAACUUCCAUGGAUUUGGUUCAGCCCUCUGAGCACCUCUGUUAUGUGAGAUGCAACUUCUGCAACACUGUUCUUGCGGUUGGGAUUCCAUGCAGACGUUUGCUGGAUACAGUGACAGUGAAAUGUGGUCAUUGUAGUAACCUUUCAUUUUUGAGCACGAGGCCGCCAUUGCAAGGCCAAUGCAUUGAUCAUCCUCUGGGUUUUCAGACGCAGGUGGGAUUCUCCAAUGAUAUUCGAAAGGGUGCAUCGACAUCGUCCACAUCGACAUCGUCUUCAAUGGCGAAUGAGUCUCCCUCUCCAAGUUUUGUUGUGAAACCCCCUGAGAAGAAACACAGACUCCCAUCUGCUUACAAUCGUUUCAUGAAAGAGGAGAUUCAACGUAUCAAAGCUGCCAACCCAGAAAUACCACAUCGAGAAGCAUUCAGUGCAGCAGCAAAGAACUGGGCAAGGUACAUUCCGAAUUCAGCUGCGGGGUCGGUUUCGGGUACUCACAACAAUGAAUGAAACGUUUUAGGGCACCGGAAGAUGAGGGAUUGGACAAAUUUAAAUCAAGUGACUGCCUAGGGUUUGAUAAAGUUAAGAUUGGCCAUAUCUAUGUGUGUCGUAUUUUUUMAUGUUUCGCUUUGUGCUGUCUUUGUUUUUACCAUGGACGAUGAACUUUGUUUUGGCUGUGGAUCGGAUCAAAAAGCCACAAGAGAUCAGUUGUAUUUUCUCGUAAUCGUAAUUAAUGCCAAUAUUUAUUUUUCUCAAAA